AGCCCAGGGGGAGGGGUUGUGGUGGCCAGAUAGUUGCCUAGUUGCACUGCCAUGGCGUCAUUAAAGGCUUGCAGAGUACACAUCAUGCUGCCUCGAACAGAUUUGGCCUUGGCUCUCAAGUACCUUUCGAAGAACGGCCCGGAGUCCUGCAGCUAUGUCGAACUUCCUGUUGAAGGGAAUGAAGCCAUGCCAACUGACUACACAGAGGAGCUGCAAAAGGCUGAGGUGCUCCUUACUACUCCUGGGCUGCUAGGAAGCAGACUCUAUUCUGUGCCUAAGCUCCAGUGGGCCCAGAUGACCUUUGCUGGCAUUAAUGAGCUUUUGGAGCAAUACCAACCAGAUGAGCCUGAACCGCCGUUUGCCAUCACACGGUUCGCCAGCGCCAAGUUCGGUCGCGAGCUGGCUGAGUGGGUGCUGGCCGCUGUGCUGUGCCACGAGCGCGGCUUUCAGCGGCUGUGGGAGGCACAGCGCCAGCACCGCUGGGCUCAGCGCGGCCACAUGUACCGGCCGCUCUCCCAGCUCACCAUCGGCGUGCUGGGCACCGGCCAGAUGGGCUAUCAGGCUGGCCUUCUCUUCAAGCAGCUGGGGUGUCGUGUGCACGGGCUCGCGAGGACGGAGAAGGCCCCUGACGAAAUCUUCGACAAGAUGUUCACGAGCGGCCAACUGGGCGAGCUCAUGCAAUCGGCCGACUACGUCUGCAACCUGCUACCGAGCACGCCGGCCACGCGCGGCCUGCUGUCGCCAGCCGUGCUUGGUCAGCUGAGGGGUGGCCCCGUGCUCGUCAACGCCGGCCGGGGCGACUUGGUGCGCGAGGCGGACCUGGUGGAGGCGCUGCGUGCCGGCCAACUUUCUGGCGCCGUGCUGGACGUGUUCGAGACAGAGCCGCUGCCGGCCGACAGCCCACUCUGGGACAUGGAGCAGGUGACCAUCAGUCCGCACGUGGGCAACAUCAGCCGGCUGGACGAGGUGGGCCGCACCUUCCUGGACAACCUGGAGCGCCACCUGGCCGGCCGGCCGCUGCUGCACCGGCUCGACUGGCGCAGGGGCUACUGAGCCACUGGCUGGGUCCGGACGGUCGCUGCUGCACCGGCUCGACUGGCGCAGGGGCUACUGAGCGGCUG
This is a messenger RNA of Pollicipes pollicipes, 1121 nucleotides long. Its product is annotated as glyoxylate/hydroxypyruvate reductase A. Lineage: Eukaryota; Metazoa; Arthropoda; Thecostraca; Pollicipedomorpha; Pollicipedidae. Bases 52 to 1053 code for a protein of 333 amino acids. The transcript has 6 exons. Gene Ontology annotation, molecular function: NAD binding. The record is from RefSeq and is a predicted model, not a curated record.